Molecule: messenger RNA, 1464 nt
Organism: Rhizoctonia solani
Lineage: Eukaryota; Fungi; Basidiomycota; Agaricomycetes; Cantharellales; Ceratobasidiaceae
Product: Sugar (and other) transporter
Exons: 10
Coding region: 1-1464 (487 amino acids)
Biological process (GO): transmembrane transport; carbohydrate transport
Cellular component (GO): membrane
Molecular function (GO): carbohydrate:proton symporter activity
Source: RefSeq, a predicted model, not a curated record
AUGAAAUACGGAUACGUUGAAGAAGACGGGACCCCAGUGGUCACCAACUCCGCAAAGCAAGGCGGAAUUGUAGCAGUAUACUACCUAGGAACUCUUAUCGGCUGUCUGCUUGGCGGAGUGAUCGGAGAUUCGAUAGGACGUGUGAAGACUGUAGUUGUAGGGUGCGCCUGGUCCGUAUUUGGUGCUGCCCUUCAGUGCUCGGCCCAAAACGUCCCCUGGAUGGUUUGCGCGAGAUUGAUCAACGGAAUUGGAACGGGUCAUUUGAACGCGAUCGUACCUGUUUGGGCAGCCGAGAUUUCAGACUUUUCGUCGCGAGGUGCAUUUAUCGCUCAGGAAUUCACACUCAAUAUUUUUGGUGUGGUGGUUGCGUAUUGGUUAGAAUACGGACUUUCGUUCAUUGAUGGAGGAAGGACACAAUUUCGUUGGAGGUUCCCAAUUGCAUUCCAAAUCAUCCCUCUUCUCCUUCUUGCCGUUGUGGUUAACCUCAUGCCCGAGUCUCCCCGCUGGUUAAUCAAAGUAGGCCGCCGAGUAGACGCUGAAUACAUUCUCACCCGACUUCGAGUGGACCCUGUGGCAGCACGGAGAGAGGCCGACGAGAUCGAGGCGGUGGUACAGCUCGAAAAGGGAGGACAAGUCGACGGCAAGGAAAGUGUCGGGGACAACUCGUACGUUGGGAUGUUCCUAGGACGUGGGCGGCCAGGUUCGCACAUAGCCCGUCGUGUCCAACUGGUCAUUUGGCUCCAAAUCGUACAAGAAUGGGUCGGUAUUGCUGCUGUGACUGUAUAUGCACCGAGGAUUUUCUCUGGUGUGAACAAUAUCACGUAUAUGCUAUCCACAUUGGUCGCCGUAUACACUCUAGACAAGAUCGGGCGUCGUUGGACUCUAUAUUGGGGGGCUGUAGGGCAAGGUAUCGCGAUGUUCCUCGCGGGAGGGUUCUCCCGACUUACGUUUGACGCUGCCGGAACGAGUAAACAAGCACAAUACGGUGGAGCAGCUGCGUUUUUUGUAUUCUUGUAUACUUUGUGUUUGGUGCUACAUGGCUCACCGUCCCGUGGCUGUAUCCAACCGAAAUCUUUCCUCUCGAAUGCCGAGCUCGCGGAAAUUCAUGGGGCAAGCGUUGUGGGAUGGUCAAUCGGCAACGGUUGGCUGACCCUCCUCACACCAGUUAUGUUUAAUGCGAUCAACGAGAAGACCUUGUAUGUAUUUGGAGCGUGCAAUGUUUUGGCUAUUCCGUUUGUCUGGGCGUUUUAUCCCGAGACGAACCAGCGUACGCUUGAAGAGAUGGACCUGCUCUUUAGUGCUGACAGUAUAUUCGCCUGGGAGGCUGAAAAGGCAUUUGCGAAGUUACAGGCAGAACAUCCUGAAGUUGUUCACCAGGCGCACACGCACGAAGUACCCCAAGUCGCUGAGUCAGUUGCUGAUCAGGAUAGUAUGGAGGAGUACCACAAUGGUCCCAGAAAGUAG